Messenger RNA from Peniophora sp. CBMAI 1063, 456 nucleotides. Lineage: Eukaryota; Fungi; Basidiomycota; Agaricomycetes; Russulales; Peniophoraceae. The record is from the annotation of a GenBank genome assembly.
AUGAGGAAUGCAGUCCUGCGCGGUGUGGGCUUGCUGAACAAUACUGAAGAUACCAAUAGCAUGUCGACGAAAAGUAGUGGCUUGACGCGGACCCCGCCGCGCUUAGGCAGGAGCCGUGAGCUCAUGGCCUGGUGCAUGGACGCGUUCUGGUCGGAGGAUGUUGUUGAGGCUGGAAGUAGUUGGAGGAGGGACGGGAGCACCCGCGAAGAAGGCUAUACUCUCCGUCUUCUAAGCUCAAGGAUCAAAACAAGACGUGUGGGUAUAUCCCACGUUGUUCCGGACCUGUCUGCUGCGAAGGCAGUCACCAAGGACGCCGGGGCGAUCCAUCAUCGUCUUGCAAGUCUUGGUGGCUUGAGAUGGGCAGCGCACGAAAAGAAGCCCACAGUGCGGUGCCUAGAAUCCAUUGCUUCACCAGUGGCGAGGAGCAUUCAGCAUCUAGAUGUAGCCCUGCGCUGA